AUGGACGAGAUCGUGUACGCGUUGAUACAGCAGGAAGAGGAAGAUGGCGAAGAUGAUCUUGAGCAAGAGCUUGAGCAGGGUGCUGCUCUCGCAGCUGUUGCACUCAUGGUCGUUGGGGCGGAGGAGUCUCGCAUGCUGCGCGCGGAACGAAGACAACCAAGUCGGCUGUAUCUCUGUCGGCCGCAGCUCCUUCCAAACCCUCGUAAAGACACCCCAUGGCAAGUGCUUUACCAAAGCCGCUCCGAUCGUGCCUUCAUCACCACCAUGGGAUUUGAUGUGGAUGCUUUUGAACACAUCAUUAAAUCAGGUUUUGCGCGUAUGUGGUAUGAAAGACCCAUUGAUCGCUCAGAUAGCGCCAUGACUACAGGGGAUCCUCGGCCCUCAGCGCGAUCGCUAGAUGCGUGGGGCGCACUUGGCCUUGUUCUCCAUUAUCUUAAUUCGACCAUGCGUGAAGUCAGCCUCCAACAAAUCUUUGCCCUCAUUCCCUCAACAAUAUCUCGCUACAUCACAUUCUCCUUGCGUCUCCUCUUUGAAACCCUUGACAACAUUCCGGAAUCUUUCAUUAAAUACCCCAAAUUACUACGUGAAUUCCAAGAAAACAGUGACCUCAUUGUUUCUCGACAUCCACGUCUUCAUGGUGCAUUUGCGAGUCUUGAUGGACUCAAUUUGGCUGUCCAAACCUCAGAGGAUGUAGACAUUGAGAAUGCUACAUACAAUGGAUGGCUUUCAGAGCAUUUUGUAAGUUCUGUACUAAUGUAUUCUCCCAAAGGACCUAUCAUUGCUGCUAAUAUUAAUGCGCCGGGCAGCUGGCAUGACUCACGCGUUGCGCAACCAAUCUAUCGCAAACUAGAAAGGGACACACCAGACGGAUUUUAUGUUGUUGCAGACACGGCAUUUCCUCGCGGUACCCAAAGUAUAGCUGGUCGGAUACAGGCUCCUGUCAAGACGGGACAGCAUAUGCAAGGGACUGCUGAACAAAUAGAGGAGCGAUUUGCCUUUGACAGGGAACUGCUUUCCUAUCGCCAGACAGCUGAAUGGGGAAAUCGCGCUCUGCAAGGCUCAUUUGGACGCUUACGAAUUCCCCUCGAAAUCAAUGAUAGCCAGAGAAGGGGAGAUUUGAUUGAAACAUGCAUUCGGCUUCACAAUUUUCGUGCAGAACGAGUGGGACUCAAUCAGAUUCGCAAUGUGUACAUGUAG
Laccaria bicolor S238N-H82 is the source of this 1197-nucleotide messenger RNA. RefSeq lists its product as uncharacterized. NCBI's taxonomy places the organism in Eukaryota, Fungi, Basidiomycota, Agaricomycetes, Agaricales, Hydnangiaceae. The record is from RefSeq and is a predicted model, not a curated record. The coding region runs from base 1 to 1197 and encodes 398 amino acids. The transcript is spliced from 2 exons.